AUGGGGGGGAUUGCUGUGGUUCUUGCUGGUAUAGGGGUGACCAUGACUCGAAAAAUUGGCAAGGCUUGUUACGACGCUGUGUUCCGACAGUUGGUGCUGUCCGCCGAGUUCAACAGCCGCGAUGAUUCCUUUCGAUGGAUCAUUUCCUGGCUCUCUGAACACCCUGCCGUCUCUGAUGGCAAGCAGUUUGCUGUCUUCACCUCCCUGCGCUACUUGGGGCCAGCAGGCAGGGAUCUGGACAGGGACGAGAAGAAGGAGGAUGUCUACCUGUUGCCGACGGGUUGGACCAUGAUCAGGCACAAGAAGCACUGGCUGGUGGUCUCCCGGGAGCAGGGGGAUGAGAAGAGUGGCGGGAGUCCAAAGGAACGAGAGACGCUGACGAUCUACAUCAUCGGUGGGAGCAAGGAGGAGCUGCUGUCCAUUGUGAGGGAGUCGAGGCUGGCGUACGAGGCCAAGGAGAAGUCGAGGACAAGCAUCUUCGUGGCGGACGAGUACUCGAGCUGGAACAAGAUCGCCUCCAGAAUCUCCCGCCCCCUCGACUCGGUCGUGAUCUGGCCCCCGGAGAGAGCUCAGUGGAUCUUGAACGACUGCGUGCGGUUCAUGCAGGCUGAGGAGUGGUACGCGUCAAGAGGCAUCCCUUGGCGACGAGGAUACCUCCUCUAUGGCCCUCCGGGCACCGGCAAGACCAGCCUGGUCUCUGCCCUGGCGGGAGAACUGAAGCUACCCAUCUACGUUGUCUCCCUCUCCAGCUCGAAGCUCACGGACGAUUCGUUCGCGGAACUGCUCAACGGGUCCGCGCCGAGAUGCAUCCUCCUGCUAGAGGAUGUGGAUGCCGCAUUCCGCGACCGGCAUGCGAAGAACGCUUCCGGGGGGCUGACCUUCUCGGGCCUCCUCAACGCCAUUGACGGGGUGGCAGCCCAGGAGGGCCGCCUGCUGUUCAUGACCACCAACCAUCGAGAGCUGCUGGAUCCUGCGCUGAUCCGACCGGGGAGAGUGGACGUGGACGUUAGGUUCGACCGGUGCGCAAAGGAGCAGGUGGGCCUGUACGUGCGCAGCUUCUUCAGGGACAUCACAGACGACGAGGUGGAUGCUUUCGUAGAGGCUGUUCCUUCCGGGACUCUGUCCAUCGCCCAGCUCCAAGCUUGUCUGCUGAGGCAUCGGGACUCUCCUCCGAAAGCGUUAGCCGAGUUGCGGACUCUCUUGUCCUCCAUGUGA
Molecule: messenger RNA, 1215 nt
Organism: Guillardia theta CCMP2712
Lineage: Eukaryota; Cryptophyceae; Pyrenomonadales; Geminigeraceae
Exons: 2
Coding region: 1-1215 (404 amino acids)
Biological process (GO): protein insertion into mitochondrial inner membrane from matrix; mitochondrial respiratory chain complex III assembly
Cellular component (GO): mitochondrial inner membrane
Molecular function (GO): ATP hydrolysis activity; ATP binding
Source: RefSeq, a predicted model, not a curated record